Molecule: messenger RNA, 2795 nt
Organism: Microplitis demolitor
Lineage: Eukaryota; Metazoa; Arthropoda; Insecta; Hymenoptera; Braconidae
Gene: Spag1
Product: sperm-associated antigen 1
Exons: 8
Coding region: 828-2738 (636 amino acids)
Cellular component (GO): cytosol; mitochondrion
Molecular function (GO): heat shock protein binding
Source: RefSeq, a predicted model, not a curated record
GUUUGGUUACAUUAUUCCUCAUUAUCGAACAGUUAAUAACAUUUGUCAAUUAUAAAUAUCUAUACACACAUGAUGAAUAAAUAUAAUAAGACAUAUAAUUAAUAGUAAUUGAUAAUUAGUAGUAAUAAAAAAUAAAUUAUUGUCAUUAUUGAUAACAAGUAUAUCAAGUGGAAUUUAAAAUAGUAGAGGUUCGUUGAUUGAUAGUUAAAUUUGAAAUUUAAUUGUUAAUUGCUGGUUAUUAAUUUAAAAAAAUAAGUAAAAAAUGAGUAAAUUUACUUUUAUAAAAUGUGCGUAAGAAAAAUGAUGCAAGUUAUAUUUAUAGUAAUUUAUGACAGCUCGUAAAAUUUCCAAAAAUUAAAACUCUUCAAGUGAGAAAAAAAUUCAAAACGCGACUUACUUCAAGUAACAAUUAUUCAUGAGUGUGAAUAUAGCAGACAUCAGAUGAAUUUAAAAUUAUAAAUAAAUAGAGUAAAUAAUAAAAAAAUAAUAUUAAAAAAAAAUACACUUAUUACAUUAAAAAUUUUUUAAAUGCUAAUUUUUUUAAAAUUUCUAAUGAUUUUACUAAUUAUUUACUCUAUUUAUUAAUAAUUAUAAAUUCGUCCGCUGUCUGCUACGUUCACUCACAAAAUUUCGAGACUACCGACAUCUAUAAAAUAAAAUUACAUGGAAACUGACAAUAAACCGGGAAUUUUUUAAAAUAGUUACUAUGACAACACAACAAAUAAAAUAAAAUAAAUCAGCGUAUCUUAAUUACUCAUAAGUGUAAUUGAUAAUAAAUUGUAAUUAUUUAAUCAACAUAUUAAAGAAGGAAAAAAAAUUUUAACAAAAUGGGUAAAGAGGAAAUGGAGUUACUCAGCAGAAAAUCAACUUCCGAAAAGAGGUCAUUGUUGAGCAGGUAUAAUAUCCCAAUUGAACACCUGUCGUAUGAAUACAUAACCGAGUGUAAUAAUAAAAAGGAAAUAGAAAAAAUAAUUUUAAUAUUACGUUCUGGUGAAGAAGGCUACUAUCCAGAAUUAACAAAACAUGCUGAAACAAAACUAGCCUCAAUAUUUCCUGAUAGUAUGGUUUUGCGUGAACCUCAGCCAGUAAUAAAACAGAAAAUGUUGGGAAAAGAUAAACAAGAGGAGCUUGAUAACGACAUGGAUUAUUGGAUGAAACAAAUGCACUUGAGAGAAAAAGAUCUGGAGGAGGGUAAAAAUUUAAAAGACAAUGAAAUUAUUACUGAGCCAAUACGUAAAAUAACAAAUAAAUCAAAAUCUACGAUGGUGGAUUCAACAAAUGGAAAUAAAAUGACUAAUAGAAUUAAGUCAUAUGAUUAUGCGGCAUGGGAUAAAUAUGAUGCAGACACUGAGUUAAAUAAAAUUGACUUGCAAGAGGAACAGCAGCAAGUAAAAUAUAAAAAAUUACAGCAGGAAAAAGAAAAAAUGGGGGAUAGUAAAUCGCUGUCACGAGAAGAAAUUGUUAAUAAAUUAACUUUGACUGGAACUGAAUUAAAUAUCAUGGCAGAACGUGAACGAGAAAAAGGAAACGAGGCAUUUCGUGCUGGUGAUUAUAACGAAGCAUUGCUGUGUUAUAAUUCUAGUCUGGCGAUUGAUUCAUCAAUAAAUGGGUACAAUAACCGAGCUAUUACUUAUAUUAAAUUAAAGAGAUUUAAUGAAGCGAUUGAUGACUGCAAUAUGGUAUUGGAAAUAGAACCGACCAAUAUAAAAGCCCUGUUGAGAAGAGCUUCUGCCUGUGAACAAACGGAGAAUAAAUAUCAGGCAUUGAAAGAUUACGAAAUGAUUUUGAAAUUAGAGCCGAUGAAUAAAUUGGCGAUGGCUGCUGUUAAAAAAUUACGCAGUUCUAGUACAGCUAAAAAAGUGCGCAUUAAAAUAGAGGAUGAAGAAGAAAAUGUAAGGGGUAAUAAUCGAGAGAUAAAUAUUGGGGAAGAUGAAAGAUUCGAUAUAAUGUCAAGAAUGGAGCAAAAAUAUUUAGAGAGACAGGGAAUUUGUUUUUGCGAUCGUGCUCCAAGUACUUCACAAUACAUUAAGCCACUGCCACACAGAAAAGCCAGUUACUGUUAUGAAAAUAUUACAACUAAGCCACAAAGUCAUAAAUAUCCCAGUGCAUCAUCAUCAGUGUCAUCAACUUUCAGCGGUAGACAAUCGGUUACUUCAAAAAACUCAGGAGUUUUUAUUGAGGAAAUAAUUGACGAGCCGAUUGCUAAAAAAUCUGAGCCUAAUCUUAACCAGAAGCCAGGAGUUAAGAAAGCUCAGCUCAAUUCUUCUAAAUCAGAGUCUGAUAUUAAUUAUAAGUAUAACGAUAUAAUAUCUAAGGAUAAAAAUAAUACAAAUAAUUUAGAUAAUGACAGUGAUGUAGAAUUAUUUGGAGUCAUUGAUUCUCCAUAUGAAUUUAAUUACGCAUGGCAAUCAGUAAAAAAUAAAUCUACUAAAUCGCGGGCUCAAUUACUUAGAUCUGUUGGUCCAAAUAAUAUAGAAAGAGUUAUAGGCAAUAAAUUAGAUGGACCAAUGUUUAGUUUAAUUAUAAAAACUUUAGAACAAAAUUUCUGCACCAACAAAGAUGCCAUUCUUCUGAAAAACUUUUUAGAAGCCUUUAGUAAAUUAAGUCGUUUUUCAAUAGUCUUAUUAUUCACUGACCAAAAUGAUCAGCAAGCAUUAUCAAAAAUAUUUGAAUUUCUCCAACAACAGCAAGUGCCUGGUCUAGAACUUCUGUCCAACUCAUAUCGUAUUUCAAAAUAAAAACUUGUAUAAAUAAAUAAAUAAGUAAAUAAAUAAAUUCAAAUCUAUAAUAAAUAC